AUGCCUGAAACAACCAUCACAUCUACUGAUGAUACGAGCAAUGUUGUAAAGCCAAUCAGCUAUGAUGUCAAUCACCUUUAUCAUCUCAACAAUUCUGAUUCACCUGGGAUGACUCUAGUCAACAUUGUGUUUGAUGGAAGAGGAUACCCAGGGUGGAGGAGAUCUAUUCUCCUAUCUUUGUCAGCCAAGAAGAAGCUUGGUUUCAUCAAUGGAGCUUAUCGAUCUCCAAAUCUGAAAUCUUUGGAUCAUGAACAAUGGAGCUGUGUCAAUGAUAUAGUCAUCUCUUGGAUCCUAAAUGCUCUCUCAAAGGAUAUUGUAGAUAGUGUGAUAUACUACAAAAUUGCAAAAAAGCUUUGGGACAGCGUGGAGCAGAGAUUUGAAAGAUCAAAUGGAGCCAAGCUUUAUCAUCUGCAAAAGGAUCUAUCAGGAUUAGUACAUGGUAAUAGUGACAUUGCAGGAUACUUCACUAAGCUCAAACGACUGUGGGAUGAACUAGAUGCUUUGAAUGUUAUCAUAUGUUGUUUAUGUGUUUGUGCUUGUGAAGGGAAGGCAAAGUUGACUAAGUCACUUGAGGAUUAG
Molecule: messenger RNA, 579 nt
Organism: Nicotiana tabacum (common tobacco)
Lineage: Eukaryota; Viridiplantae; Streptophyta; Magnoliopsida; Solanales; Solanaceae
Source: RefSeq, a predicted model, not a curated record